Spea bombifrons (plains spadefoot toad) is the source of this 1602-nucleotide messenger RNA. RefSeq lists its product as uncharacterized. The coding region runs from base 215 to 1228 and encodes 337 amino acids. The transcript has 3 exons. Lineage: Eukaryota; Metazoa; Chordata; Amphibia; Anura; Pelobatidae. The record is from RefSeq and is a predicted model, not a curated record.
GCAGCUCACAUGCAGCAGAUGUCACAGCGGGCGGACUACAGAGCAGGGGAAACUUGCAAAAUUGCACCGAGAAGAGGAGGCCAAUCGCUGUGUGACGGGUGAUACCAGUCUGCGGAGACAUCCAGGGGCGAAAGAGAGAGGUUUCUCCACCUAAAAAAGAGGAAGGGAGACGAGCAGAGAAGCGACAGCCGGACCGGCGCCUCCUGGACCCAUUAUGGAAAAUAACUGGAUUCUUUUCUUCAUCCUCCUUCCUUUGACGUUAUGUGGAUCCCAGACAGUUGUCUCGGCUGUGACCCCUACACCUGUGUCAACUGAAACAUUAGAGGAGACCACAGAAGAACCACCCAGCCAUGUUCCUAACACCAUUCCCUCCAAAACAGAUGCUAAAAAUAGGCCGGUAGCCCAAACACUUGGGGGUCCUCCGAGCAUGGACCCAGGAGAAAACGAGAGCACGAGCACUCCCCUUAGCUUUAUCCAGGUCAGAGACAACUUCACUGAUGACGGUCUGUCCUCCAACACCAGCCUCGCUACAACCUCAGAAGACCCGGCUGCCACCGGUCAUCCCGAUGAAAAAAUGACCACCAAUAUGUCUUCUCCAUCUUCCCACCACCCAAGCUAUACGUCAACCACCACCAGAGACCAGACCAAAGACUUUGACAUUUCCAAGGAUCUGGAAGGAGAAGGGACGACCGUUGUAGGCCACAGCACCUCUCCUUCCGGGAAAAACCCCGGCAAAGCUAAGCUUGGCUACGUAGUCUUGGCAGUAAUCCUACUCCUGGCCCUGCUGUUUCUCGUUAUGGUCGUAAUGCUGGUGAGAAAGAAGAGGCGCAGCGGAUCUCGGAACUUCAGCAAGAGGAGUCGUAAGGCCAAUGAGAAAAAUGUAUGGGUUGGACAGGUGCCCGAGCUGGCAGAGGGAGGACCAAACAUGGGGAACGGCGCCAUGGAAAAUGGGAGUUUUGUGGCCGUGACUUUGAUGGACGGAGACCAGGAGAUGACCACGUUUGGUGAGAAGGGAGAUAAGGUGGAAGAGAUGGAUGAGCUGGAGGCAGGAGAGAAGGAACCGGCAGAUGAGAAGGAAGGGAAAGGGAAGUCUGGGGCUUCAGAGGAAAAGAAACCACUGCUGGAGGAGGACUCUGAUGGGGCAACAGACCCAGGGGCAACAGAGGAGCAGUUCCCCCUCCCUCCUCCAGAACAGGAAUUAACGGGAAAUGGUGGUGAGACCCUCUAGUAGAGCAGAUAACCAGAGACUUCUGAUGGGGACCUCCCAAAAUGGGGGGGGGUAAAUACCCCAGUCCACCCAAAAUACAGGGCAGUAAUCUGUUAACACUCUGUAAAUGCCCCGUCCACCCAAAUUACAGGGCCAUAAUCCCAAUACCACUCUGUAAAUGCCCCGUCCACCCAAAAUACAGGGCAGUAAUCUGUUAACACUCUGUAAAUGCCCCCGUCCACCAAAAAUACAGGUAAGCGAUGCCCCUGCCACUCUGUGUAAUCAUCAUACAUGUGGACGGUUCCUUAUCUCUGUAACAAAGCAGCGUAGAGAUACUCGGCAUUCAUAUAUAGCGCAUUUAUUCACGCUUCACCACGCUUCAAGAACCUCCAUGG